Messenger RNA from Hipposideros armiger (great roundleaf bat), 3824 nucleotides. RefSeq names its product amyloid beta precursor protein binding family A member 2 (gene APBA2). Gene Ontology annotation, molecular function: amyloid-beta binding; protein binding. The record is from RefSeq and is a predicted model, not a curated record. NCBI's taxonomy places the organism in Eukaryota, Metazoa, Chordata, Mammalia, Chiroptera, Hipposideridae. The coding region runs from base 407 to 2671 and encodes 754 amino acids. The transcript is spliced from 14 exons. Gene Ontology annotation, cellular component: plasma membrane; dendritic spine; cytoplasm. Gene Ontology annotation, biological process: chemical synaptic transmission.
AAGGGGGCUGGGCACGACCCAUCUUUGUCCUCCCUUUCUUUCCGCCGCGCAGGCCGGCCCGCCAGUGUCUUCCCAGCCCGCGUCCCGGGCGGGGGGCGGCGGGAGACGCCGGUGCGGGGUGCGCGGCGGAGGCGGCCCUGCGUGCAGCACGCCGCGUCUGGGGCGCGCCCGCUGCUAUCCAGCUUCCCGGGCUCGUCGGCGGGCGCGGUGUGCGGCGCGGCGCGGCGCGGGCUCACAAAGAGCUGCGGCGGCGGCCUCGCGGACCGAGCGGGCUCUGGCGGGGGCAGCCGCGCAGCCCCGCGCCCGGGCCAGAAAGAAUUCAUCACCAAGAGGUUUUCCCAUAUAUUACCCAACCACUUGCUUUCGCAGCUGCCUCCUGGUGACGAUGGCUGCCUGAGCGUCCGCCAUGGCCAACCGCAAGCGUCAGAGCACGGCAAGCAGCAUGCUGGACCACAGGGUGAAGCCGGGCCCCGUCCCCCACGGCCAGGAGCCCGAGAGCCAGGACGCGGACCUGCCCCUGGAGGAGUACGAGCCCCAGGGCCUGGAGCUGGCUGCCCUGCGGCCCGAGAGCCCCACACCCCCUGAGCAGGGCUGCCACGACCACAGCCCCGACGGGGACUCCAGCUCCGACUACGUGAACAACACCUCAGAGGAGGAAGACUACGAUGAAGGCCUGCCCGAGGAAGAGGAGGGCAUCACCUACUACAUCCGCUACUGCCCCGAGGAUGACAGCUACCUGGAAGGCAUGGACUGCAAUGGGGAGGGCUGCCUGGCCCACGGUGCCAGCCACCUGGAGACAGACGAGUGCCAGGAGGCGGUGGAGGAGUGGACGGACUCGGCCGGCCCUCAUGCCCACGGCCACGGGCACGACAGCAGCCCGGACUACCGGGACGACCACCUCCCCACCCCCGACGACGAGGUCUCCAUCCUAGAGGCCCAGGACCAGGAAGAAGGCGUCCACUACUGCCCCAGUGAGGAGGGCUACCAGGACUAUUACCCCCCAGAGGCCAACGGGAACGCGGGCAGCACGCCCCCCUAUCGCCCGCGGCGUGGGGAUGGGGACCUGGAGGACCAGGAGGAGGACAUCGACCAGAUUGUGGCUGAGAUCAAGAUGAGCUUGAGCAUAACCAGCAUCGCCAGUGCUGGAGAGGCCAGCCCUGAGCAUGUGCGGGUGCAGGGGCCAGAGCAGGGCCUUGGGGACCGCACAGAGGCCUGCCCGCCGGGCGAGGCCAGCUGCGGCCCCAGCAGACACGAGGGACGGCCCAAGUCACUCAACCUCCCUCCUGAAGCCAAGCUCCCCGGAGACCCCCAGAGAGGCUUCAAGACCAAGACCAGGACUCCCGAGGAGAGGCCGAAGUGGCCCCAAGAGCAGGUUUGCAAUGGUCUGGAGCAGCCGAGGAAGCAGCAGCGCUCCGAUCUCAAUGGACCUGUGGAUAAUAACAACGUCCCGGAGACAAAGAAGGUGGCAUCGUUUCCAAGUUUUGUGGCUGUUCCAGGGCCCUGCGAGCCGGAGGACCUCAUCGAUGGGAUCAUCUUCGCUGCCAACUACCUGGGGUCCACCCAGCUGCUCUCAGAACGGAACCCUUCCAAGAACAUCAGGAUGAUGCAAGCGCAGGAGGCCGUCAGCCGGGUCAAGAGGAUGCAAAAGGCUGCCAAAGGCAAGAAAAAAGCGAAUGCUGAGGGGGAUGCCCAGACCCUGACCGAAGUGGACCUCUUCAUCUCCACUCAGAGGAUCAAGGUGCUAAAUGCGGACACACAGGAAACCAUGAUGGACCACGCCUUGCGCACCAUUUCCUACAUCGCGGACAUUGGCAACAUUGUGGUGCUGAUGGCCCGGCGGCGCAUGCCCCGCUCGGCCUCCCAGGAUUGCAUCGAGACCACGCCCGGGGCGCAGGAGGGCAGGAAGCAAUACAAGAUGACCUGCCACGUGUUCGAGUCCGAGGACGCCCAGCUGAUCGCCCAGUCCAUUGGCCAGGCCUUCAGCGUGGCCUACCAGGAGUUCCUGCGGGCUAACGGCAUCAACCCCGAGGACCUGAGCCAGAAGGAGUACAGUGACGUCAUCAACACCCAGGAGAUGUACAACGAUGACCUCAUCCACUUCUCCAACUCGGAGAAUUGCAAGGAGCUGCAGCUCGAGAAGCACAAGGGGGAGAUCCUGGGCGUGGUGCUGGUGGAGUCGGGCUGGGGCUCCAUCCUGCCCACCGUGAUCCUGGCGAACAUGAUGAACGGCGGCCCCGCCGCCCGCUCCGGGAAGCUGAGCAUCGGGGACCAGAUCAUGUCCAUCAACGGCACCAGCCUGGUGGGGCUGCCCCUCGCCACCUGCCAGGGCAUCAUCAAGGGGCUGAAGAACCAGACGCAGGUGAAGCUCAACAUCGUCAGCUGCCCACCGGUCACCACGGUCCUCAUCAAGCGGCCAGACCUCAAGUACCAGCUGGGCUUCAGCGUGCAGAACGGCAUUAUCUGCAGCCUCAUGCGAGGGGGCAUCGCGGAGCGAGGUGGUGUCCGCGUGGGACAUCGCAUCAUUGAGAUCAACGGGCAGAGCGUGGUGGCCACAGCUCACGAGAAGAUCGUGCAGGCUCUGUCCAACUCGGUCGGAGAGAUCCACAUGAAGACCAUGCCGGCCGCCAUGUUCAGGCUCCUCACGGGCCAGGAGACCCCGCUGUACAUCUAGGCCCGUCCAGCCCACCUGGGCCCAGAGGAGCCGCAGGCCGGACCCAAGACCUGACCCCUGACCCCACAGCCCACCCAAGGACACUGGCUCCCUCGAGGGGGGCCCUCACCACUCACUUGUUUUUGGACAUAAAGGGGGUAUGUCUUUGUUGAAGGAGAGUCACAGGAACCAGUCUUUUUGUAGAAGAGUCAAGUAUUUGCUGCGUCCUGAACCGUUUCCUCAUUGCGACUGACGUGUUUCCUUGUACCUCUGUGUGGCGUGGUGUCUCCUCCCUGAAGCCCGGACAGUUAGCGCGGGUGCUUGGAUGUGGCCGUGAAGGGAGUCAGUCCCCGAGGACGGCGGGUGCCUGGGGCAGCCGUGAUGGGAGUCUGGGGCGCUGUCGGGGACACCCUGCCGGCCCCAAACGGGCGGGUUGUGCUGCUGCUUCCUCCGUGGGAGCCUGGGAAGCCCAGCACUCGGAACGUUGCCGUAACUGAAGUCUCGCAACCAGUGAUUGUAUUGGAUGAGCAAGGAGCCGUUCCUGCAUUAAUUAAAGGAUGGUGGCCACCCCGUGGAUUUAUUUAGAAAAGCCCACUGUGCUGACUUUCAUUUUGACAAGCCGUUCUUCAGACUUGAGGGUUUUCAGAUGACCCGUGACCACACCUGCCGCCCCGUCCUCACCUGUCCUCUGGUCUCUGUGGACCUGGCUGGGCACCGUCCUCCAGGUGGGGCAAGCUCUCUCCUCCCCCCAGGGUCAAGGACAACCGCCUGGGCGCCAGCCCUCUAUUUACAACCCCUGCCUACACACACGCUCCCCCCAAACACUCAAGGCCCACUGGAACACGCGACCUCUGCCAUUCCCGGGGCAGCCCGCGGUGAGCGGGGCUUCCUGGGCAAGCCAGGCGCCAGCACCGCGAGCAGCGUCAGUGUGUGCCGAUCACGUACUACGUAGCCUAGUUCCGUCCCUUAGAGAUCCAUGUGAGCUGACGUCAUUCUGUCUGCAGUCUCUGUUUUUGGCCCCGGCCGUGAAGAAUACACUGUGACUUAAGAAGCCUUACCAUGCAGUAACUAAAGCUAGGAUUACUGUAUUCAAGGAGUGACCUGUGUGUUGCAUGCAGCCGACCUUAGGAAGACUCGCUAAUGUCACUAAUAAACCUGACGUCAUGAUGAAAAG